Messenger RNA from Ylistrum balloti, 1569 nucleotides. RefSeq names its product mannan endo-1,4-beta-mannosidase-like. The record is from RefSeq and is a predicted model, not a curated record. The coding region runs from base 1 to 1569 and encodes 522 amino acids. The transcript has 9 exons. NCBI's taxonomy places the organism in Eukaryota, Metazoa, Mollusca, Bivalvia, Pectinida, Pectinidae.
AUGGACAAGUGGUUGACUGUUGGGGUGUUAGCUGUACUAGUUGGAGACGUUCUGGGUGUGACUUAUCAGUUGGUGACCCAGAAGAAGUCGUUCUACGACGCCGAACACUACUGUCAGACCCAUGGUGGUCAUCUAGUGUCCAUCCACUCGGCCGCGGAGAACCAGCAUGUGUACAACCUCUGUCGACAGCAUUCCGGUCGAUACUGCUGGAUUGGGCUAGAAAAAGAAUCGACUGGACACUUCCGCUGGACAGAUGGAUCGGCCUUUACCUACAACAACUUCCACUCCGGCGAGCCUGACAAUUACAACAACGAGGAAGGAUGUGCCUUGAUGCCCCUACACGACUCUAACUAUCCGAAUGGUCUGUGGAGUGACAAGAUGUGUGUGGCUCACUACGAUCUCUCCAACUUUGUGUGCAAGAUGUCAGGGACUUCACACAUGACUUCACCAACACCUGUUGUUACAAACCCGCCAAGUCACACGCACAGUUCCGGCACGCACAAACUGUACGUACAAGGGACCCACCUUAUGAUGGAUGGUCAUCGAAUCUUUUUGUCCGGUACAAACCAGCCAUGGGUGUCAUAUGCCUAUGAUUUUGGAAACCACCAGUACGCCUCGAGGAAGACAAAGUUCGAACAGGCCCUGCAACAAGUGCACCAGGCUGGAGGAAACUCUAUAAGAACGUGGAUACAUAUUGAGGGGGAAACAUCACCACAGUUCGACAGCAGCGGUCGAGUGACAGGAUUAGAUCGGGACGGCACGUUCAUCAGUGACAUGAGAGAAUAUCUCCAAGCCGCGAGGCGCUACAACAUCCUGAUCUUCCCUACGCUUUGGAAUGCGGCUGUCAACCAAAACUACCACUACCGUUUAGAUGGACUAAUCAAGGAUCAAUCCAAGCUUCAGUCCUACAUUGACCACGCGCUCAUUCCAAUGGUGCAGGCGCUCAAGGACGAACCGGCUCUUGGUGGAUGGGACAUUAUGAACGAACCCGAAGGCGAACUCAAAGCGAACGUGUACAGCGCUGAUCCGUGUUUCGACACCCGACCAUUGAACAAUCAGGGUCCCGGAUGGGCCGGUAAAUUGUACACCGCCCAAGAACUUGCCAAGUUCAUCAACUGGCAGGCAGCCGCCAUCAAGAGUGCCGAUCCUCACGCUAUGGUCACUGUCGGUGCCUGGAACCCUAAAUCUAACACCGAUAAUUUCGGAUUCCACAACUUGUACAAAGACGAGUGUCUGAAGAAAGCUGGCGGAAAACAGCUAGGAACACUGACAUUCUACUCCUUUCAUACGUACGCAUUUAACGGUCACUACGAUGGACAAUCUCCUUUCCAGCACAGCCUCAGUGAAUUUGGUGUCGACAAACCCGUGGUUAUUGCGGAGUUUAACCAGAAGAAAGGGGGUGGAAUGACUUCACAACAACAAUAUCAAUACGCAUAUAAUCACGGCUACUCGGGCGCAUUGGCAUGGGCCUACGACAGUGGUUGGUCAACCGAGCAACAUGGUGUAUCUUCUAUUCGUUCAAAAAACGACCAAUCAAAGGGUGGACUCGUUGCCAUCAAUUUAAGUUGA